This is a messenger RNA of Oncorhynchus keta (chum salmon), 2847 nucleotides long. RefSeq names its product BTB/POZ domain-containing protein KCTD9-like. The coding region runs from base 559 to 1749 and encodes 396 amino acids. The transcript has 13 exons. The record is from RefSeq and is a predicted model, not a curated record. Gene Ontology annotation, biological process: protein homooligomerization. Gene Ontology annotation, molecular function: protein binding. NCBI's taxonomy places the organism in Eukaryota, Metazoa, Chordata, Actinopteri, Salmoniformes, Salmonidae.
UAUCUACACAUUUUCACAUAUAUCUACACAUUUUCAUACACACAUGUUUUUUGGUCAUUUUUGUAUUUUUUCUUCCUCUCUUCUAGGUCAGCUUCAGCAUUAUGGACAUGGGUGUAUCUGUGGUCCAUUUGGCCUUUCCCAUGGCUUCCUUCAAUGAUGGGUUGUGAGCGGCUCUGUUGAUGAACUUCUGGCCAAUGAUUGACUGCCUAUUGUUGAUUGAUGUCAGUCCAUAUAUGCUGUUAACGUAGUGGUUGCUGAUGUAUCUUGGUAGUCUGUUAGCCAUUUUUGUUGCCAAUUCAUCUGCUUAAGGACAGGAAGCGAGGAAAGGAAGCAUUAAUUGUUUAGAAAAAAUAAUUAUGACCAAUGACAUCUCGGUAACUGCAUGUUCAUCGCCAUUGGACAACAUUAACUCUUUAAUCGUUGAUUGGACAACAUCGUUGCAACGCUUUUUCAAGCUUUUUAUUUUAUUGCGGAUGUUUUGGUUCCAAUCGAAAAAAUCAGAAACGGGUGUAUUUAGCUAGUUGACUCAAGCCGAGCAGCUAAAUAACCAGGACUAUCAUGAAGAGAGUCACUCUGUUUGUCAACGGAACGUCUUCCAAUGGCAAGGUUGUGGCGCUGUAUGGAUCGCUGACAGACCUGCUGUCCGUCGCUAGCAGUAAACUGGGAAUCCGAGCCUCCAGCGUUUAUAACGGGACAGGUGGUCUUAUAGACGACAUAACGCUUAUAAGGGAUGAUGACGUGCUGUAUGUGUCUGAGGGCGACUCCUUUGAUGAUGCGAGUAAGACAAAGUGUGCAGACCCCCAGGAUGACCCUGAUUGUCCAGACUGGUUCCAAACUCACACUGAUUGGCUGACGCUCAACGUUGGGGGUUGCUGCUUCACCACCACACGGAGCACUCUGGUCAGUAAAGAACCAGCGAGCAUGCUGGCCCACAUGUUCCGAGACAAAGAUGUGUGGGGUAAUAAACAGGACUCCCAGGGUGCCUACCUGAUAGACAGGAGUCCAGGCUACUUUGAACCAAUCCUCAACUACCUGAGACACGGCCAACUCAUCAUCAAUGACGGCAUCAACCCACUGGGGGUCCUGGAGGAAGCUCGGUUCUUCGGCAUUGAGCAGCUGGCUGAGAAACUGGAGAACCUGAUCAAGAGUUCCCAGCCUGCUGAUGACCACUCCCCUCUAACCAGGAAGGAGUUUGUACGUUUCCUGUUGGCCACACCCACCAAGUCAGAGCUGCGCUGUCAGGGUCUGAACUUCAGCGGUGCAGACCUGUCUCGCCUGGACCUGCGCUACAUCAACUUUAAGAUGGCCAACCUGAGAGCUGCCAACCUCACUCACGCCAACCUCAGUGGUGCCAACCUGGAGCGGGCAGACCUGUCCUCAGCCUGCCUUGAUGGAGCUAACCUACAGGGUGUUAAGAUGCUGUGUUCUAAUGCGGAGGGUGCAUCUCUGAGAGGCUGUAACUUUGAGGACCCUGCUGGAGUCAAAGCCAACAUGGAGGGUGCCAACCUAAAGGGGGUGGACAUGGAGGGUAGUCAGAUGACUGGUAUCAACCUGCGAGUUGCCACACUGAAGAACGCCAAGCUGAAAAACUGCAACCUGAGAGGAGCUACACUGGCUGGCACAGACCUGGAGAACUGUGACCUGUCUGGAUGUGAUCUACAGGAAGCUAACCUUCGGGGCUCCAACGUGAAGGGAGCCAUCUUUGAAGAGAUGCUGACUCCACUGCACAUGUCUCAGAGUGUACGAUAGCCCCACUGCACAUGUCUCAGAGUGUACGAUAGCCCCACUGCACAUGUCUCAGAGUGUACGAUAGCCCCACUGCACAUGUCUCAGAGUGUACGAUAACCCCACUGCACAUGUCUCAGAGUGUACGAUAACCCCACUGCACAUGUCUCAGAGUGUACGAUAACCCCACUGCACAUGUCUCAGAGUGUACGAUAACCCCACUGCACAUGUCUCAGAGUGUACGAUAACCCCACUGCACAUGUCUCAGCUCGUACGAUAACCCCACUGCACAUGUCUCAGCUCGUGCGAUAACCCCACUGCACAUGUCUCAGCUCGUGCGAUAACCCCACUGCACAUGUCUCAGCUCGUGCGAUAACCCCACUGCACAUGUCUCAGCUCGUGCGAUAACCCCACUGCACAUGUCUCAGCGCGUGCGAUAACCCCACUGCACAUGUCUCAGCGCGUGCGAUAACCCCACUGCACAUGUCUCAGCGCGUGCGAUAACCCCACUGCACAUGUCUCAGCGCGUGCGAUAACCCCACUGCACAUGUCUCAGCGCGUGCGAUAACCCCACUGAUUUUCUCUUCUCAGAAGAGACUAGUUGCCCAAUACUAUAACAACCCUUAGUAGUCACUUAGCUACCUGAGGGCAGUGGUUGUUCCUCUGACAUGAGUGAAUAUGAAAUGAGACCCAGGAAUGUUUUAGUUCUGGUACACAUGUUUGUAUAUAUGGCGUAAAAGUUUCUACAUGUUUGUAAAAUAAUAUAUGUAUUUUGAAGGCCAACUUCCGCAACAACAAACAGUGUGAGGCUAAACUUCUCGCUGUUUUGGUCUCGCAGCUAUCACGUUGCAGCAGUGUGAAAUGCACCCAUGCACAUGCGCUUAUCUGCAAUAUCUGAGGUUCAUGGUUCAUGGCAAAAGUUAUAUGGCUGAGUCUCACUUUAAUGGGUCCACAUGUACAUUAUCCUACAUGGACUAUCUUCUCCAUGCCAGGGGUUGGAUUUCCAUCACAUGGUGCUACACUUUAUCAUUGUGAAAAGUUGUUCUAUUUUUGUAUCACACUAUCACUGUAUAAUUACUAUCUUAUGUCUUUUGCAAUAAAGGCUCUAGCCUGUUUUUAGUA